AUGAUCGAGGUGGACACGCGUAAACGCAUUACGUUGAAAGAAGUACUGGGGCAUAAAUGGGUCACAGGCGAUCAAGAUAUGCCGUUGCAACUGGAACUGCCCAUGACACAGGCUGUGCAGACAGCAAUAAUUCCGGCCCGAUCUGAUAUCGAUCCUGAUAUCUUUGGCACUAUGACCUCUUUACAGUGUUUUCGGGAUCAGGAGAAGUUGGUUGAGGAGCUGCUUUCCCCAGCUCAUAACACCGAGAAGGUCAUCUACUUCUUGCUGCUGGAUCGCAAGUUACGAAAUCCGAGUUCUGAUGACCCAGAGGAGAUUCGCUCUCGGAGUAGCACUCUGAGUCUGAGUGCCUCCAAAGCCGAUCCGCCUAGAAAGCGCAUCGACAGUCUGAAGCUGACCUUGAACGGAUCUUCUCGACUCUCGUUGGGCAACUUGAGUGAAGGAUCCCCUCUCUCUGGGAGACGUGGACUUGCAGUGCAAAAGCUGCGCAAACAGUCAUGCUCCAGUGGUCUAGACAGUCAGUCAAGUACACCAGCCGUGAGCCCCCUUGGAUCCCCACUCUCGUUGCAACGAGUUCACUGUCGAACCGUGAGCUGUGAGAGUACCGGGACUGUUGUGACCUCGCCAAAUUCACUAGCCAUCCCUUCACCCUACCGAAGUCCAGUCCAGUCUCCCAAUCCCUCCUCUGCAGUCACACAACCCGCUGUCAACUGCACGACGACCGGCAACAAAACUCCCACGGGUAUCAUGGGCAGUGCCAAAAGUAUGCAACACCAGAUUUCUACCGACCAGCAGCACAACAAAACACACCAUACAAUCCCGGACAACUCCAUUGGUGUACCUAUGGUUGGCGGUCCGGUGGGUCCUCCACACCCCAAUAUGAACAUCUACUGUUUCGGGAACAUUCCGCCGCUUACACCUGGAGUUACUCAUCUGAUGCAUCAUCCUCCGUUAGGUCCCAUGGCAGUGCCCACCACCUUGGCACAUCCCUUCGUCCCAGCACUGCAUUUAAUACCCCACUCAUAUCCCCAUCCGUUUCCAGCGGGCCCCUAUCUGAUCCCGGCGAUUCCCCCAUUCAAUGGCCCGACUCCGCCAACGUUCCCACCCAUAACUACAGAGACGUACACUGUGCUAUCGUGCAACCCGAACACGGGACACGUUCAUCCAGCAGUCUCGGCGCCGCAGCCAAACGCUUCAGGGGGUCCAGUCCCUCAGGUGAAGCAACCACCAGCAGCUCAGCAUACGGGCACGAGUGCACAACCCAUGACUACUUCGACGGCCGUCACUAAUCCGACACUGAUGGUGAGCCGGAUGGAAUCGCCAACGGUUAGCCAGCCUAAUGCCCCAGAAAGUGAGGCCAUCUCGGGCCAGAAAACAUCUGACGCAGUAUCGCAGCACCUCACAAGCACGUCCACCAGACAAAACAUCUCGGUCGCGUUGACCCACGAACUCCGCACAACUUCACCCAACACAGCGCCCUCCUCACCAGUUGACUCGCUUCCUGCUCGUUCCAAACGCUCGUCCAUCCCCUACUCUCCACCGGUCUACAUCAGUCGACAUCAAACGUUGGCCGUGGCGAAACACUCUCACAUCCCUUCGCUCAGUGUGACAGACAAAGGGCGUCUAAAUGGAUCCACAGUGUGCAGCCCAGCUCCCUGCGGACGUACGCUUCGAUCACCAUUGACCGGACCAUCCUCACCAACGGAUAGGCUUAAAGUUACCCAAGCCGAAAGCGUCAAUCAGAAAGAGCCUCGUUCCGAUGUCACCAGCCUUGUGCCACAAUUUGUCCAGAACUUGCAAGCCAGUCGUAUGAAAGCAGGCAAUGCCGGCACGUCCACCAUGACCGCUCCGACCAGUCCAACUUCCUCAGGGCAACCUUGGCGGGUCAAACUGAACAAUUUAAAAAUGUCGUUCCUUGGCUCACCUCGUUUCCAUCGGAAGAAAACGGGUCUUGUUGAAGAGACCCCGCCAAGUAGUCCGAAAUCAAGCGGUUUCUCUUGCACAAGACCAGUGACCACAGGGCGAUCGGCGACUACGGAACCGUCUCCACUGCUUACACACAAGUCAUGGUUUGAUGGAUUUCUCACCGCAACAUCCGGUCACGUGAUUCUUAAGGGCAGUCAAAAUGCUUACAACGCAGAGGCCGCUGCUCACGAUGCCGCUGCCCUGGCUUUGUCCACUAACGCGAGACUUGAGGAAACAAAAACUGCGUCCAGCGGCGCUUGUGCUAGCCAACCAGAUCCGAUUGAGCCUCCUGCUCCAAAUGAAGGGAAUACCCCGUCCACAGUUUUAGCUGACGAGACUGGAACCAACGGAGAGGUUUCAACCGAUGAGGAUUCCAAAACGAAACGACAAGUCGCCCCUUGUAAAUCAUCUUUACCAGAACCUGCCACAAUCCCCUCGUCCCCAGUGUUUGAUUCCAUCGGCCCCUCAAAUGUAACUAGUGAGCGUCGAAUUUCCUCGAAACCUGCCGUUGGCACCGGUAACCCCAACAGUCUCUCUGAGGAGACCAACCAUGUCGUGAUGAUCAAAGGCCGAGCACUAAAUCGACUCAAGGCCGAGUUGGUUCAGGUUUUCCUCGCCACACCUGGUGUGGUGCACACGGUAAUUUCCCCCACCAGUUUCCGGGCAGAGUAUCGACGUGCGGGAAGCGGCUCCAGUCUUCUAGCACGACCAGUCAAAUUACAAGUCGACAUGGUCCGCGCCACUGGUGGCAUCAGUACGGGGGCUCAGGCGGCAGGAUCUACAGGUGCACAAGUGCCGUCAGAACGCGAAGUGUACGCGAUAAACUUCCAACUGCUUUCAGGCCCAACCCGUCGAUUCAAACGGCUCUGCGACCAGUUGCAAACAGCACUUUUGGCAGGUACCUUGCCUGUGUUCCCAGCACCAGGUUCAAUGGGUAAUGGGAAUACGGCCAACCGAACCCAUCAGGCCCCCACAUCGCCUCAAUCCACCACCCCUUCAUCCCACGAUUCGGAAAGCCAUCGUGCUGGAGCUGGUGUCCAUUCUCAGACGAAAAUUGUUGGGUCAAGGAUCAACGCAAGACACGACUGCGUGGAAACCAGUAGUAGCAGCAGCAGCGGUUCCGGAACCACUGGGAGCACUCAUCAACCCCCUCCGUUUUCACCGACCCGUCAAUUCCGGCGUGGGAUCUCCUCCCCGGUGCCUGAGCUCAAUGGAGUGACCCAGAAGACGUUGGAGAACACAACCGAAUGCACCGGCUGA
This is a messenger RNA of Dicrocoelium dendriticum, 3222 nucleotides long. The record is from the annotation of a GenBank genome assembly. Lineage: Eukaryota; Metazoa; Platyhelminthes; Trematoda; Plagiorchiida; Dicrocoeliidae.